Messenger RNA from Coregonus clupeaformis (lake whitefish), 1344 nucleotides. RefSeq lists its product as uncharacterized. Gene Ontology annotation, biological process: DNA integration. The transcript is spliced from 2 exons. Gene Ontology annotation, molecular function: nucleic acid binding. Bases 344 to 1309 code for a protein of 321 amino acids. The record is from RefSeq and is a predicted model, not a curated record. Lineage: Eukaryota; Metazoa; Chordata; Actinopteri; Salmoniformes; Salmonidae.
CAAAUGCCUUGAGAAAGGAAAAGAGUUACCAAAACAAAGUACACUCAAAAAGCUGAACCCAGUGAUUGAUGAGGAUGGGUUGCUGAGGGUGGGAGGCCGAUUAUCCUCUGCCGACCUGUCACAAGACGAAAAACAUCCUCUCAUCAUCCCACGGACGCAUCAUGUCGCCACUCUGCUGGUAAGACAUUAUCACGAGCAAGUGGCUCACCAGGGCCGUCAUUUUUCAGAUGGAGCUAUUCGAGCAGCAGGCUUCUGGAUUAUUGGGAGCAAACAUCUGGUCUCUGGUAUCAUCCACAAGUGUGUCACCUGCCGUAAGGUUAGAGGAAAGUCAGUUGACCAAAAGAUGGCGGACUUACCUGCAGACAGACUCACAUCAGAGCCACCAUUCACCAGUGUUGGACUUGAUGUGUUUGGACCAUGGAAUGUCAUAACUCGUCGCACUAGAGGUGGUAGUGCAGACUCCAAGCGCUGGGCGGUACUCUUUACAUGUAUGUCUACUAGAGCAGUCCAUAUUGAGCUCAUCGAAUCCAUGUCCACAUCCAGCUUCAUCAACGCACUGAGGCGUUUUUUCUCUAUCCGUGGUCCAGCAAAAGUGCUACGCUCUGAUCGAGGUACAAACUUUAUAGGUGCCUGCAGGGAACUGGGAAUCGACACAAAUGACUCAGAGUUGACUAAAUACCUCUCAGACAAGGGAUGUACUUGGAUAUUUAAUCCCCCACACUCGUCUCAUAUGGGUGGUUCUUGGGAGAGACUCAUUGGGGUUGCCAGACGUAUCCUUGAUGCUAUGCUGUUUCAGACGGGCUCCACUCGUCUCACACAUGAGGUCUUGAGCACUCUUAUGUCUGAAGUUAUGGCAAUAAUCAAUGCGAGACCCCUAGUGUCAGUGUCAACCGAUCCUGACAUGCCUGCCAUUCUUACACCCUCAAUGUUACUGACACAAAAGACCAACGCUACCUCAGCCCCUUCUGGAUAUUUCCACAUGAACGAUCUUCAUGGAAAACAGGGGAAGCAAGUCCAGUGUCUCGCUGACACUUUUUGGAAAAGGUGGAGACAGGAGUACCUGACAACACUGCAGAGACGCAGAAAAUGGACAGCAGAAAAGCCAAAUGUGAAAGUGGGAGAUGUUGUCUUAUUGAAAGACAGUCAGACGCACAGAAAUGACUGGCCAGUCGGACUUGUGGUCAAAACCUUUCCCAGUACUGACGAAAAGGUCAGGAAAGUAGAACUAAAGGUUGUCAAGCAAGGGAUUGCUAAGGUGUUUCUGAGACCAAUCUCAGAGAUUGUUGUUCUUCUUUCUGAAGCAUCCUAGAGGCAAAAUAUUUUAUUUCAUAGUGGCACAAUUUC